Messenger RNA from Soboliphyme baturini, 1470 nucleotides. Lineage: Eukaryota; Metazoa; Nematoda; Enoplea; Dioctophymatida; Soboliphymatidae. The record is from the annotation of a GenBank genome assembly.
AUGCAUUGCAAACUUGCUUUAAGGUGUUUUUUCAUAUCCACCAUUAAUUUCUCGUUUUGGACUUCGUCGGAGCACAAGUUUGAAGUACUAUACGAUGGCAAGAAAUACACUGGCUUCCUCUCAUGCUGUGCCUUGGUGAAAAAGUCGCUUGAUAUGGGCAUUCCACUGACCGAUCCUCGCUACAUUUUGGACAUUGACUUCGAUCGUUUUCGUGCCUGCUUCACUAAUGACGAGGGCGACGUCAUCCCAAUGGUCGACGAGCGCUGGCAGAAUUUGAGACAAGUAUCGUCCAUUCUUUGUGAGAAAUUCAAUGGCACGUUUUAUGAGUGUUUGCAACAAAGCGACAACAGCGCCCAGAAUCUGCUAAAACUUGUUGUCGAGAAUUUUCCUUGCUACCGCGACUGGGCCACCUACGAAGAUACUGCUGGUACGAGAUAUCCAGCUGUUGUGUAUAAAUAUAUAUCGCUUUUAGUCGCGUUUCUGAAGCGCGCUCAGAUACUGAUCGGCGAUAUCUACAACCUUCUAAAGGGUGAACCGCCAGCGGCAUUCGGCGAUAUCGAUACGCUGACAACUUUCGCUGACUACCGUGUGCCGCAGGUGCUUGUCUACUUCGGGGCACUGCAGUACUCUGAUGAACUACAGCGACUUUUAAACGAAGGUACGAAGUGGGUUCUUCAGCUUCCUUGCAGUCCUUUGCUAAUUUUUGUUAUCUUUAAUCUUGUGUAUCUUGACAUUAAGCAAGGACUAUGUUCUUUAGGUCACGUUUUUUCAAGCGGCGACGUAGAAGAAGUAGAAAUUCGUGGAUGUACCGUAUUCGCGGUUGACUUAGUGGUCGAUGAAGUGAAAAGAAUGCUAGCCGAGGUGAACUUGACGUUAUUGCGAGUGUAUGUGAUAUUUAUAUUUAGGUGGUGUUUGAAGAUGUUUAAGAAGUUCAGCGACAAAGAAAACAUUACUUCGGUUCAGCAACUGAAGUCAUCUGUUCAGAAGGAUGUUCGAAGGAAGGUGUUGGCAUUGUAUCCGCUGAUAGAACCGUACUUGGACCAGAUUCUGCCAAAGAAGGAAAACCUGCGAAUUUUAAAGUGCCACGAACACGUCGAAAUCCUAGUCGGUCCCCACGGCGACCUGUUGUUUUUCAAAUCCAGGGACGGUCCUUUCAUGCCUACCUUACGUCUACUGCACCAGUACCCGUUCCUGUUGCCGUGGCAGCAGGUGGACAAGGGUGCAAUCAGAUUCGUGCUCAGCGGUGCCCAGAUCAUGUGCCCGGGCCUCACGUCGCCCGGCGCUAAGAUGACCGACGGCCUUGCCCGCGAUCAGGUGGUCGCCGUUAUGGCCGAGUGUAAGCAGCACGCAAUGGCCAUCGGUCUAAUGAAGUUGUCCACGGAAGAAAUCAGGCAGACGAACAAAGGCGUUGGCAUCGACAACAUUCACUACAUCAACGACGGUCUGUGGCAGAUGAAACCUGUCAAGUAG